AUGGCAAGAGGGGUGAUGACUUCCUGCCCGCGUGCCCUGCAGUCGCACGCGCAGCUCCGCCCCCGCCCCCCUCCCCCCCCUCCCCCUCCUCCAUGGGGACGGGGGGGAGAGGCAGUGGGGGGGAGGGGAUCUGCAGCAGCAGUGGGGGGAGGGGAUUUGCAGCAUCAGCCCCCCCCCGCCCCCCCGCCCUUUUCUCCUCACUCUCUCCCUGUCGCACCCUGUGUUGGGAGGGGGGGGAGCUUGGAGGUUCAGGGGGAGGCAGGAGGGGAUCUGCAGCACCAGCCCCCCCCGCCCCCCUCCUUUCUCCUCUACCCCUGCUGCGGGUGCAGCAGUGGGGGGGAGGGGAUCUGCAGCAGCAGUGGGGGGAGGGGAUUUGCAGCAUCAGCCCCCCCCCCCCCCCCCCCUCCCCCCCCCGCCCUUUUCUCCUCACUCUCUCCCUGCCGCACCCUGUGUUGGGAGGGGGGGGAGCUUGGAGGUUCAGGGGGAGGCAGGAGGGGAUCUGCAGCACCAGCCCCCCCCGCCCCCCCCCUUUCUCCUCCACCCCUGCUGCGGGUGCAGCAGUGGGGGGGAGGGGAUCUGCAGCAGCAGUGGGGGGAGGGGAUUUGCAGCAUCAGCCCCCCUCCCCCCCCCCCCCCCCCCCUUUUCUCCUCUCUCUCUCCCUGCCGCACCCUGUGUUGGGAGGGGGGGGGAGCUUGGAGGUUCAGAGGGAGGCAGGAGGGGAUCUGCAGCACCAGCCCCCCCCCGCCCCCCCCCCCCCCUUUCUCCUCCACCCCUGCUGCGGGUGCAGCAGUGGGGGGAGGGGAUCUGCAGCAGCAGUGGGGGGAGGGGAUUUGCAGCAUCAGCCCCCCCCCGCCCCCCCGCCCUUUUCUCCUCACUCUCUCCCUGUCGCACCCUGUGUUGGGAGGGGGGGGAGCUUGGAGGUUCAGGGGGAGGCAGGAGGGGAUCUGCAGCACCAGCCCCCCCCGCCCCCCUCCUUUCUCCUCCACCCCUGCUGCGGGUGCAGCAGUGGGGGGGAGGGGAUCUGCAGCAGCAGUGGGGGGAGGGGAUUUGCAGCAUCAGCCCCCCCCCCCCCCCCCCCUCCCCCCCCCGCCCUUUUCUCCUCACUCUCUCCCUGCCGCACCCUGUGUUGGGAGGGGGGGGAGCUUGGAGGUUCAGGGGGAGGCAGGAGGGGAUCUGCAGCACCAGCCCCCCCCGCCCCCCCCCUUUCUCCUCCACCCCUGCUGCGGGUGCAGCAGUGGGGGGGAGGGGAUCUGCAGCAGCAGUGGGGGGAGGGGAUUUGCAGCAUCAGCCCCCCUCCCCCCCCCCCCCCCCCUUUUUCUCCUCUCUCUCUCCCUGCCGCACCCUGUGUUGGGAGGGGGGGGGAGCUUGGAGGUUCAGAGGGAGGCAGGAGGGGAUCUGCAGCACCAGCCCCCCCCCGCCCCCCCCCCCCCUUUCUCCUCCACCCCUGCUGCGGGUGCAGCAGUGGGGGGAGGGGAUCUGCAGCAGCAGUGGGGGGAGGGGAUUUGCAGCAUCAGCCCCCCCCCCCCCCCCCCCCCGCCCCCCCGCCCUUUUCUCCUCUCUCUCUCCCUGCCGCACCCUCGGUGGGGGGGAGGGGAUCUGCAGCCCUGUGCUGCCCUGCAGCCCUGCGCGCCCUGCUGUCCUGCUGCCCUGCGCGCCCUGCGCGCACUGCAGCCCUGCGCGCCCCGCGCACCCUGCUGCCCUGCAGCCCUGCACACCCUGCUGCCUUGCAGCCCUGUGCGCCCUGCUGUCCUGCUGCCCUGCGCGCCAUGCGCGCCCUGCAGCCCUGCGCGCCCUGCAGCCCUGCGCGCCCCGCGCGCCCUGCUGCCCUGUGCGCCCUGUGCGCCCUGCAGCCCUGUGCGCCCCGUGCGCCCUGCAGCCCUGCGCGCCCCGCGCGCCCUGCUGCCCUGCAGCCCUGUGCGCCCUGCUGCCCUGCAGCCCUGUGCGCCCUGCUGCUCUGUUUGCCCCGCGCGCCCUGCUGCCCUGCAGCCCUGUGCGCCCUGCUGCCCUGCUGCCCUGCUGCCCUGUGCGCCCCGCGUGCCCUGCAGCCCUGUGCGCCCCGUGCGCCCUGCAGCCCUGCGCGCCCCGCGCGCCCUGCUGCCCUGCAGCCCUGUGCGCCCUGCUGCCCUGCAGCCCUGUGCGCCCUGCUGCCCUGCUGCUGCCGCUACAGCCCUUGCUGUUGCCGCUACAGCCCUUGCUGCUGCCCUGCGCGCCCCGCGCGCCCUGCAGCCCUGCUGCGCCCCGUGCGCCCUGCAGCCCUGCGCGCCCUGCUGUCCUGCUGCCCUGCACGCCCUGCGCGCCCUGCGCGCACUGCAGCCCUGCGCGCCCCGCGCGCCCUGCUACCCUGCAGACCUGUUCGCCCUGCUGCCCUGCAGCCCUGCGCGCCCUGCUGCCCUGCAGCCCUGUGCGCCCUGCUGCCCUGUGCGCCCCGCGCGUCCUGCAGCCCUGUGCGCCCCGCGCGCCCUGCUGCCCUGCUGCCCUGUGCACCCUGCUGCCCUGUGCGCCCCCUACUAUUCUAACACGUCCUUGCCCAACACGAUGGAUGAAGUUGGACACUAA
Messenger RNA from Closterium sp. Naga37s-1, 2556 nucleotides. NCBI's taxonomy places the organism in Eukaryota, Viridiplantae, Streptophyta, Zygnematophyceae, Desmidiales, Closteriaceae. The record is from the annotation of a GenBank genome assembly.